Messenger RNA from Didymodactylos carnosus, 249 nucleotides. The record is from the annotation of a GenBank genome assembly. NCBI's taxonomy places the organism in Eukaryota, Metazoa, Rotifera, Eurotatoria, Philodinida, Philodinidae.
AUGGCUUCCUCCAUUGAUACCGUUUCAUCUCCGAUACAUGAAGAAGCAGAAAAAUUAACCGAGUUUAAUCAAGAUAUACGGAUAAAAGAAAUACGUGAUCGACAAUAUCAACAACGUCCAAGUUUACCACGUCAAAUAUCGUUUAGUCAACGUAGAGCAACAGUUGGCGAAGUUCUUUUGGUGCUAAUACCAUAUUUGGUUUUAUUAGCCGAUAUAUUCUUGUUUUUUGUCAUUAGAGGAUUCAAGUAA